Messenger RNA from Apaloderma vittatum (bar-tailed trogon), 5783 nucleotides. RefSeq names its product transforming acidic coiled-coil-containing protein 2-like. Lineage: Eukaryota; Metazoa; Chordata; Aves; Trogoniformes; Trogonidae. The transcript has 2 exons. The annotation marks the transcript as partial. The record is from RefSeq and is a predicted model, not a curated record.
AUGGUGGCUGCCAGCAUUGGUAAUGAAGGCAUCAGUAGCUACAGCGCUGAAGGCUUCUCCAACGCAAAUCCCAGUGUGGUGUCUUCAGAGGUGACGGGACAGAACACUGUCUUGCAAGAGCAAGGAGGACAAACAGACUCUAAUCUCUUAGAGCAGGCUGCAGAAGCAAGAGAGAGAAGUCUGCCUAGCUCCACGCCUUUCGCAGACUGUGCCAAAGAACAUGUCACAGCGGAUCUUACAAGCAGCGACAAUGACAAGUUACCAACCUCAGGUUGCAACGAAGCGGUGCCAUCACCAGGCCCAGCGCCUGACAAAGAAGAAGGAAUAGCACAUGAUGGAACUGCGGAUGGAAAACGCAACAAUAUUGCUGUCACUUCUGUGAAAAGCAGGGAGAACGAUCCCGGACACCCAAGCCUGGAGCCCAGCCCUCCUGCAGCAAUCACAGAAACGCGAGGAGUCGAACAAAUGAGUUUGGGUGAAUUAGGAUUGCUCUGGAGGAGUGAGCAGCUGGGUGGCAUGAGGGAACCACAUGUCAGCACGUUUCCCCAGGGUAAAGAAGCAGGAGAUUAUUUUACCACUCAGGAGGCCAGGCAGGAGCAAGGAGUUUUGGAAGUAGGUCAGCUGCAGCCGGUAAUGCAGCAAGGUAGACAGAACACAGAUGGUGGAGAGGGUCUGCUAAUGAAAAAGGAAGCCUUAAUCCUAAAUUAUCCAGCAACAGGAGUCUCAGACAGUGAGAAAUUUGGAGCGACUGUGAAUGCUCAGGUCUUAGCUGAGAUGAGCGAGGUCUCUAAUCUACAGAUGGGGGCUGUAACAACAGCAAAAGGGGAUGAGGCAAAUCUGUCUCUAUCUGGAAGCAAAAGGGAGCAAUCAGAAGCCUGUACUUUAAUGUCAGAGUUGGCUUCUAACCCUCCAAAUCUCUUCCUGGUACCAAAGCUUGAAGAGCCUUUGAGAGAAUAUGUGCUUGGAAAUGACUCUCAAGAUUCAAUGAGGAGUGAAACACUGAAAGCAGCCUCUGAAAAAACUGAGCCCGUUUUUCAAAGAGAGCUUCAAAAGGAGGAUGAGCUUGUUAGUGCCAAGCAUUUCAGUAUGCCUUUAUCGUUUAAGAAAAGGGAAGAACAAAAAUCAGCUGUCACAACCAAAAGCCCAAAAGAUGAAGCCAGUAGCGAUGAAAUUAUAAAAGCUGAUGAUGUGUCUAGAGAAAGCACCCCACUUUCUGAAAUGGAAAGCAUUAUCAAUCCCACCAAGGAAAAUUCCCUAGCAGAUAAAAGAUUAUUACUGGAGGAAUAUGCAUUAAGUACUUCUCUGAGCAGAUCCACAGAGCUGAAUCAAAAAGAAACUGAGGCAGACAUAACACAAGAAGGAAACAAAAUCGGAACAGAGGAGGCCCAAGUGACAGAAACCAGAGAAUUAGCUGAGGGGUCAAAUAGGGCAGAAAAACAACUGUUGAACUCUGUUAGUAGCCACCACCAAGACACGGAAAAUACCCACUUGGGACUCCAUCCUGAAGAAUUCAGUCUUUGUGACAAUACUUCACCAGGUGACCUAGGGGAAGAAGCUGUGGGAAAGCCUCCGAAUUUAGACAGUAACUUUAAAUUGCCUCAAGACAAUUCACGCUCUCUUGGUUACAAACCUGAACAAAUGAAUAAAGAGAAAACAGCUGCCAAAGAUGACCCAGAGAAUAAGCUCCUGGCUUCAUCACAAUUUCCAAGGGAGGAAUGCCCACUGAGUUUUGAUUGCUUUAACACUGAGGCAGAAGACAAAACUUCAGGCCAGCCAGGCUGUAAUGGGACUAAAAAGGUUUGUUUAGCUGGUACACACAGUUCAUCGCUCCUCUACUCAGAGAACAAUAAUAUUAAGCAGAGUAAGCAGGAUGAGUCCUGGGAAAAGGCUUUUGCUGGAGAAACCGUGUUGGAAUCUGAAUGCAAAACUGAGAGUCAAGAAAAGCCUGAGAGCUGUAGCAAGUUAGAAGAAAGUGGAGAAAUGUCCAAAUCAAAACUUGAGCUCCAGGGCUUAAAGGAGCUGGCAGGGACUGUGGAUCGCAUGGCUGUACAAACUGAGGAGGCCUCCCGGGUUUUGGAAACCAAAGAACAGGUCAGUCACGUCACUGAAAUGUCUCACAGUGAUCCAGAGCAAGGACCUGCAGCUGCACAAAGCAGUGUCCCCGACAGUGAAGAAGAGGAGGGUAUUCAGCAUGAGAAGCACCAAACUACGGUGAAAAGUUUUGCAGACGACAAAGAUUUGGCACUGAAAAGUGAAUGGCAAUCGGAUGUGCUGAUGCAAGCUCAGCUGGAGCCAGCGGCUGCAGAAAGUCACAGAGAUGUGCAGAUGGCUUGUUCCGAAACCCCCCAAGCUGUAGCUGGUACUUCAGGACUCACUCCUCAGAAGGUUCACAUGGAGGAAGGGGAUGACAGCCCUGUCAGCGAAAACAGCUGCCCCUCUGAGAAUGACACAGGCAGCUCUUUGGAGACCCCGGAGUGCAGUAUCAGAGGGCUACAGGAACAUGCAGAUGUUCCAACUGCUCUUCCCCAAGCAGAGCAGACAGAGAAGUCGGUGCCUGCUGGUGACAGUGGCAGGAUUUCAGAUACAGGACAAGAGCAAGAGAAGCAGCAAAGCAGUCUGACAACUGUUGCAAGAGCAGGUGAUGAGGAACACAAAGAGAGGGCUCUAAAACCUGAACACUCACUGGACGCAAAUAACCACAGCAACAGACCAGAAAUGCCUCCAAACACUUCAAACAACCUCAAUAAAGACUCUCCUGUGCUAGGGACAGCGCCAAUCCAAUGCAACUCUGACACAGCAGAAGAAAAGGACGUGGAUAAAAGCAGCACCUUGGUGUCAGAGGAUUCGUGCAGCAGCAAACACGGGCAAAAUAUUUCUGGUGUGACCGGGCUUAAUUUGCAAGAUUGCAAUGAGCAAAACAAAACUGAUCUCAAGGCAGAAGAAAACUGCCGCAGUAAGCAAAAUUCAAACAAGCCCGAGCAGGAUAAUAAUUCUUUGAUCUCAGCUAGUCAGCAUGAAGCAGCAUGUCAUAGCGAUACGUUUUCUAAAGAAUCUGACAAGAAUGAACAGCCAGGCAGCACAUGCAGGAUAAAGGAUAAUACUGGUGAAAGCUGUGCUGCUGCUAUAAAUGCUCUUCCAGGGAUGCAGAAUACAGCAAGUGCCACUAACAUAUCACAGGCUUUGCCAAGUGAUACAGAAAUAGCACAUGCUUCUGAUAAUUCUGAGAAAAAUGAUCCUCGAAUAUCUCGUCCAGAAACUCAAGGGAAAAUGCCAUUAAUGGCAAAAAAAUUGGAAAAAAAUGAAGGUCUGACUGGUGAUGGGGAAAUCAUCCAGAAAGAUGGAAACACGGAGAUAAGCUGUGAGGACAGUGCUUCUGUCGCCGAAAUGAGCAACGUGAAAAGUGAUAAAAGAGCAGAGGCACGAGUAUCUCCUUCACCAUUACGGGCACACGGGGAAGUAAUUCCCACCGAUAAGUCAUACGAAUCCAGCUGCAUUCAAAAGACACCAGAUGAGCCUGGUUAUUGUCGAGCAGAUUUUACAGCCUCCUCUGCAUCGACCGCUGCACUCAGGCAUCCCAGCCAGCAACCUGGAAACAAUACGAACAAUGGUACCGGGGGGGAAUUAUUAAAUAACGAGUUGGAAGUUGUAGCAUGCCAAAAGGCCUUAGAAGGGAACUCUAAUUUGCAGAUUGCUGCAGGUUCUCAGGUGUCUGUGCGCUUAGGUCCUUCACCCAGGGUAAGCACAGAUAAAAAAUCAGAAAGUUCAGAAAACAGCUCUGCAGGGAACGUGUAUGUGAGUGAGAAAGAUGUCCCAGACCAAAGUUUUCAGGGGGAUGGAGAGAGAAGUUUAGUCCUGCCAGAGACUCUAGAUGUGGGGCAGAGUGCUGAAAACUUAUCACAGCUCAGUUCUGAGAAGCUGAAGAAAGAGAUAUCUGCAAUUAAAGCCAAAGAAACAAGAAGUGAGGUAAACUUCAAAGAGCAGCGAAGUGACAGUUCAGCAGAGUCUCUGUUAGCAAUCCCUGCUCUAGAAGGGAAGCUGCUGAGCCUUUCAUCUGUUGGUAAACAAGAAGGCUGUAAUGAGGAAAUUGCAGCCAAUAUCUGCGUAGAUGACAAGUGCGGUAAGAUCUUAGAGAAACCCGGGAAUUCAGAAAAAAUGGAAGAGCUUUCAAAAGAGAAUAAUAACAUAACCAGGGCAGAGAGCAGUAUUUCUGAGCAGUCUGCAGAGAACUCUGGAAGGGAGCAUGAGGCUCUGACUUGCAGCUCCCUGGACAUCAGCUCCAGCCUCCCAGACUUUAGGGAACAUAUCAGCCAGAUAUUUAAAAAAACUGUCCGCAGCACACUGAGUGCUGAAUUACCCCCACUUUUGCCCGAAAAUCAUGCAGCCUUCAAGCAGAGUCCAGUGGCCAAGGAUACAGCAGAGCCGUGCGGUUCUGAGAACUUCCCAGAAUCAAACAAGGCCGACAAAGCAGCUCCCCAGGGCACCUCAGAAGCAGAGGAGCGAGAGUUGUCUUUAGCUACUGAGGCUUCCUGCAAAGCUCCCAAGAACAAAACUCUGCAACAAGGAAUCGCAGUGGCAGAGCCGCCACCAGCAAGUCUCCAGGACACUGGGGAAAACAGGCAGCCCGGCAGCUCUUUAGACAUGGUCCCUAGACUGGAUGGCGCUACACCUGCUGAACGCGGGGUGGAAAAUCUGCAAAAGCCAGACGGAACCACUGCGCAUCCAGAGAGCGGUGAGAUGGAAAGAAAAGAAGGCGUGUGUGCGAGUGGCGUUGAUCCUGAAUUGCUAAUAAGCUUAGAGAUAAAAAAGCAAGGACCGGCUUCAUUUGAUGGGGCAGCAGCUGAGAACUUCCCCGCACAUCCUGACACUGUAGCUGUUAUCUCCACAGGCGAUGUACAGAAGAGUGACUUAGAAGAUGCUGCUACCGCAGAGGGAAAUAACUUAAUUACAGAGUGUAAUGCAGAACCAGUUUCAUCUGAAGAGGAUGUGAGUCUUCCUACUGAACAGUGCCAGGAUCUCAAGCCAAAUGAACAGGAGAAAAGUAAGUGCGGUGACCCAGACGUUGCCAAGAGCAUCUCUGACAUGGCAGCCUCAGCACUUGUCCCGGGAGGAUCUUACAAUCAUGAAAAAUUGCCAGGCAAUUUUAAUGUGUCACCUGGGGAAAAUCAGGAGACACACAUUUGCAGCAACUUUAUGCAUGACAUUAAGGCUCAGGAUGACAUGCAGAUGAUACAGGAUGAUCCAGUAAAUAGGCAACGCUUGGAAACAUUGGAAAAUUCGCAAGAUGCACAGCAAGAAAAGAAAGUGACCGUGCAUGGGUUAAUAGAGUACUUAAAAAAUGAAGUAAGCCAGGAUGAUUGCUUGCAAGCUGACUCCCAGCCAGACUCUAGCAAUAUGACUGAGGGAGAUGGGAAGGAGAGCAGUGACACAGUGUUAAGCACAGCAAAGACAGGUAACAAAAAAAAUGAAGACAUCCCUGAAACAGGUACUGCAAGGAUGUUAGUCACUGGUGAAGGUGACUUAGCUACAAACAUGAGCACUGAAGAGCAGGAGACAGACCUCUACAAAAAUCACUCCCCAAGCGUUCCUGCGAUGGAGCAGGGUGAGCGUUCUGCCUCUACAGAGCUCACUCUUACUGAAAAUCAGCCGAGCAAGAGGAAUUCGGAACAUGAAAGCUCACUUCAGGAUGCCAAAAGGAAGCUAUCACCGCUUGCAUUAGCUGAGCCUAAGAACCUUGACCUCAAUGAGAUUCAAGACGUGGCUGUGGGAGGAUUGCCUACUGAAAG